UUAUAUUUUGAAGUCUCUGAAUCAGCUGUUUGUGUUUUUGUUUAUUCAUAUCGCUUAAGAGUUUUUUGCAUUGAAAAAAAAGUUAAAUAAAAUUCCCAUGGAGUUUCUCGAUAAACUAGGUGCCGAAUAUUCAAAUUACUUUCAUCAAGCGGAUAUAUCAAAGGAGAUCAAUCCAGUAUGUACGAGCAUUGACGAAAUGUUAAAUCGACUGGAAGAAUUCGAAAGUCUAGUAUCGAUUAUCAAAAACGACCUAGCAAUUAGUGCCGAUCAAACUAUUCCUGACUUAAUGAACAGUCAAGACGAUUUUAACAAACUCUGCAAACGGAUUGAUGAUCUAGAAGCAUUCAUCGGUGUUGUAAAUCAGAAUUUGGAUUCAAUUGAAAAGGAUGUUGUGGAGGCUGAAGAGGAACUUGGUAUCAAUGAUGUCGGUAUAAAGGGCUUUCUAAAACCGAUUUUCGGUAAAGCUAAAAAGGAUCGACGAAGCGUCGGUGAUGAUGCAGGUAGCACACCUCAAACGUACGUUCCUCCAGUGAUCUUCGACACAAAAGCGUUUUUUGGUAGUAAUAACACAGAAUAGCAGAGGUGUAGUUGUGUCGCCUUAGUUAUUUGUUUGAAAUACAUUUUAUAUUUGCUUGCUAACGAUGAAACUUUCUUUUAAAAUUCUCGAAUGUUUACAGUUGUUCACAUAAACAGGAUGCAGCACUGCUACAGUAGCAGUAAGAGAAAUUGUACAAUUUCGGCCGUUCUGCGUAUUGUUUCCUUUCUUAUUCUACUCCACAUAUAAAUAAUAACCGACCAUGAUCUGAAUUUUGAUAAAA
Messenger RNA from Bradysia coprophila, 818 nucleotides. RefSeq names its product biogenesis of lysosome-related organelles complex 1 subunit 4 (gene Blos4). NCBI's taxonomy places the organism in Eukaryota, Metazoa, Arthropoda, Insecta, Diptera, Sciaridae. The record is from RefSeq and is a predicted model, not a curated record. Gene Ontology annotation, cellular component: BLOC-1 complex.